Molecule: messenger RNA, 2193 nt
Organism: Chenopodium quinoa (quinoa)
Lineage: Eukaryota; Viridiplantae; Streptophyta; Magnoliopsida; Caryophyllales; Amaranthaceae
Product: receptor-like protein 12
Exons: 1
Coding region: 1-2193 (730 amino acids)
Molecular function (GO): protein binding
Source: RefSeq, a predicted model, not a curated record
AUGUUUAGCCCUUCCAUCAUAUUAUGUUUUUCGUUACUUUGUCUAUGCCUCGCUUACAAUCUUGUAUUUAUCACUUGCUCACCACCUUCUCUCCGUAAUACAUCUUCUUCGAACCUAUGUCAUGAAGAUGAGUAUUAUGCAUUGCUUCACUUAAAAGAAUCCUUCAGCUUUUUUACACGAGCUAAUACCUACUACGCUAUAAAUACAAAUAAUACAAGAUCAUGGAAACGAGGUUCUGAUUGUUGUGAAUGGGAUGGAAUUACUUGCCAUCCUCUCACUCAUCAUGUCAUUGCACUUGACCUUUACAACAACGGUAUCGUCGGAACCAUCAAUUCAAAUAGCAAUCUCUUCCAACUAGGCCAACUUCAGAGGCUUAAUUUGUCAUGGAAUGAUUUUUCUUCAUCCAAUAUUUCCCACAAAUUUGGUCAGUUUCAUUUUCUUAAACAUUUAGACCUUUCUUAUUCUUAUUUUUCUGGUAGGGUCCCUCUUGAAAUAUCUCAACUCACUAGACUGACAUCUCUUGAUUUAUCAGGAAAUGAUCUUCAAUUUUCAAAUGUCAAGUUGGUCAUUGGAAACCUUACAAAGCUGAAACGACUAGGUCUAAGUGGAAUAAAACUAGAGACAUCACAAAUCUUUCAAACCACUACUAACUUGUCUUCACUUUCAUAUCUUAAUCUUGAAGGAUGCUAUUUACAAGGGGAGUUCUCUACUAGCAUUCUUAACCUACCACACCUAAAGGAACUCAAUCUCGGGUACAAUGAUGCGAUAAACUUUCAUUUCCCAUCAAUGUAUAAUUGGAGUAGCCCCUUGGAAUCCUUAAUCCUUAGCUAUUCCAAUAUUUCUUCUAACAUACCCUCUUUUUAUAGUCGAUUAACACAUUUGAAAUCAUUAUAUUUGCAGAGUACCAAUCUACGGGGGACUUUUCCAAGUUGGGUGUGGAAUAUUUCUGAAAGAAUAGACCUUAGUCAUAAUGAACUAACCGGAAGUCUUCCGUCCACAAUGAACAUAAGCAAGCUCUCAAGUUUAACUACUCUAUACUUAGGAAAAAAUAUGCUUGUUGGAGAAGUUCCGGCUUGGUUGUUUAGCUUAAAGUCAUUGGACACGAUUAACCUCUCAUUCAAUAACUUUAGGGGUAGUGUUAGCCUUUAUCACGUUUUUUCUAGCCUUCCAAAGCUCCGGUCUCUUUUCCUGUCUAAUAGCGGCCUUUCCGUGACCAUAACUGACGGUCCAGUAAACUCAUCCGUUAUCUCCACUUUAGCUAAUUCAUUGCAAUAUUUAGGAUUAUCCAACACUAGUAUUCAUGGUGAAUUCCCCAAGUGGUUACAACAACUAAUCAGAGAAUCGUCGAUAAACUUAUUGGAUCUUUCAUCCAACUCUUUAACCGGAGUUCUUGAAAACCUGCCUUGGGGUACUUUGAAUUAUAUUGAAAUCUCUAAUAAUAAGCUUACAGGACGUCUCCCAAUAAUCUCAUCACCUUACACCCAAUUCUUUUUAGCCGCAAACAACAAUUUUACAGGUCCAAUUGAUUCAUCCAUUUGCAACUUAACAUCACUUUGGGUUCUUGACUUAUCUAACAAUAGUUUGAGUGGAGAUUUCCCACAUUGUCUAGGAAGCUUAAACAGUGGCCUUAAUUUGUUGAAUUUAGGAUCGAAUAACAUUCAUGGAACUCUUCCUACAAACUUUUCCAAGUGUGAUAACUUGCGAUACCUAGACAUAAGCAGUAAUAGGUUGCAAGGGCAGUUACCUCGAUCUUUGGCACGAUGCACAAAUUUACAAGCUAUCAAUCUUAGAAGUAACGAGCUUAAGGAUGAAUUUCCUUAUUGGUUGCAUACUCUUCCAUUUAUUCGACUCCUUGACUUGAGUUGUAACAGCUUCCACGGUCACAUCAAUAAUGUCAGUGGAUUUCAUCCAUAUCCCGCGUUACAGAUUCUUGAUCUCUCUAGUAACAACUUCAGCGGUAAGAUACCCACAACAUACAUAAAUAAAUUUCAAGCAAUGACGAGGAUUAUCGAUCACCAUGGUUUUCCACAAUACAUGGAAUCAAAUGUACCAAUGUUGUGGCCUUACUAUUCUAUUAUGUUGACAUUCAAAGGUGUGCAAUUACCAUAUGAGAAGAUCAUUGAAACGCUCUCUUUUUUUGAUCUAUCAAACAAUGCAUUUGAAGGAGAAAUCCCCGAGUAUGUAAUAUUAUGA